Molecule: messenger RNA, 779 nt
Organism: Amyelois transitella
Lineage: Eukaryota; Metazoa; Arthropoda; Insecta; Lepidoptera; Pyralidae
Gene: RpS8
Product: small ribosomal subunit protein eS8
Exons: 6
Coding region: 120-746 (208 amino acids)
Biological process (GO): maturation of SSU-rRNA from tricistronic rRNA transcript (SSU-rRNA, 5.8S rRNA, LSU-rRNA); translation
Cellular component (GO): cytosolic small ribosomal subunit; ribosome
Molecular function (GO): structural constituent of ribosome
Source: RefSeq, a predicted model, not a curated record
CCCCUCGGCGGCAGUUGGCAACACUUCUUUAAGUUACUUGUCAAACUUACUGUCAAAAUUUCACAAAUGUCUUGCCUUCUGUCUGUCAAGUACCUUUUCUCUUUCAGCUUAGCCUAAAGAUGGGUAUCAGCCGUGAUCAUUGGCAUAAGCGGAGGGCUACGGGAGGCAAACGCGCUCCCAUCCGUAAGAAGAGGAAGUAUGAGUUAGGUCGCCCGGCUGCCAACACGAAGCUUGGUUCCCAGCGUAUUCAUUUAGUACGCUCCCGCGGUGGCAACAUUAAGUACCGCGCGCUGCGCCUGGACACUGGAAAUUUUUCUUGGGGUUCAGAAUGUGCAACUCGCAAGACCCGUAUCAUUGAUGUGGUAUAUAAUGCGUCCAACAAUGAGUUGGUGCGUACCAAGACCCUGGUGAAGAACGCCAUUGUUGUUGUUGACGCCACCCCUUUCAGACAGUGGUAUGAGUCUCACUAUCUGCUGCCACUCGGAAGGAAGAAGGGAGCUAAAUUGACUGAGGCAGAAGAUGCCAUUAUCAACAAGAAACGCAGCAAGAAGACCGCUAAGAAAUAUGUAUCAAGGCAGCGCCUAUCCAAAGUUGAAGCUGCUCUUGAAGAACAAUUCCACACUGGUCGUUUAUUAGCGUGCGUAUCCAGUCGGCCUGGCCAGUGUGGCCGUUCUGAUGGGUAUGUGCUCGAGGGUAAGGAACUAGAGUUCUACCUGAGAAAGAUCAAAUCCAAGAGGGCGAAGUAAAGUGUAAUGUAAAAUAAACAUAAAAACUCAUAA